AUGGACUCGGAACUAACCAGCGACGAUGAUGUUCGGCUGCAAAGCAUACGGCAGAGCGACAACGAACAAGACACACCCACGAUGAGUCUCACUGCAAAUAACGAAGAAUGGGAUACGAAAGAAGGCUGGCCAGUUGUCACAGCUGGUUCGGCCAUCUUCUUCGUUUAUCUUGGUCUUGUUUACUCAUAUGGCAUCGUCCAGCUUCACCUCUCAGAAGCGCAUCUCGCCAGCGUUUCCACCUUGUCAUUCAUCGGCUCUGUCGGCGCAGCCAUGUCUCCUCUCACUGGUAUGAUUGUCGCGCGGGUAAUCAAACUCACUGGGUAUAGAGUCACCGCGCUCAUGGGAAGCAUAUUAUUGGGACUUGGAGAGUUUACGGCAGGCUGGUCUACCAAGUCGGUGCCCGCCAUGUUUGUCACGCAGGGUUUCGUGUUUGGCAUAGGCUCUGCGUUGUUGUUCCUGCCAGCAGCCACAGUGCCAUCGUUGUGGUUCAAGAGAAAGCGAGGGCUUGCGACUGGCAUUGUCUUUGGCGGCGCGGGCAUAGGAUCUGCGGUUAUAUCGCUUUCCCUUGAGAAGCUGAUUGGUGUUGUUGGACUGGAAUCGGCGUUGAAGAUUCUUGGAGCUGCGGCUUGGGCGAUUUGCAUCCCGGCAUCGUACUUUUUGAAAGCACCCGCGGGGCGCGGUCGUGCAGUGUCAAGCAUUCAAUGGCGUCUCUUCCGUAGCAUCAAGUUCAACAUGAUGCUUGUCAUGGGUGCAAUCGCGACGUUCCCUCUGUUCGUCCCGCCAUUCCUGCUCCCGCUCUAUGUUGCGAACAUUGGUCUCUCUGGUCAGGCCGGCGCCGGUAUUCUUGCAUGCUGGAACCUUGCUUCAGCUUUGGGUCGCAUUGGUAUGGGAUUUGGGGCAGAUGCUUUCCUCGGCCCCGUGAAUAGCUUGCUCGUCUCGCUCACUAUAAUUGGCGUCAGCGCCUUGGCUCUUUGGCCGUUCGCAUCCUCCCUUGGACUACUCAUAUUCUUCGCCAUCUUAAAUGGAAUGGGUUCAGGAGGAUUUUUCAGUCUUAUGCCGGUGGUCGUCGGGGCUGUAUUUGGAGACAGCCAACUUGCCAAUGUCAUGUCCAUGCUGACGACGUCGUGGACUUUUGGCUACUUUAUGGGAUCGCCAAUUGCUGGAUACUUGCUAGAUGCCUAUGGUGGUACCGAAGCUGGGCUUGCAGCUUUCCGUCCGACAUUUUUCUAUGCUGGGUCGUUGACACUGGCGAGCGCGGGUCUGAUCCUAGCAGUUCGCCUCAUGAUAAACAGAAAGAUACUUGCGAGGGUGUAG
Messenger RNA from Pochonia chlamydosporia 170, 1314 nucleotides. Its product is annotated as monocarboxylate transporter. The coding region runs from base 1 to 1314 and encodes 437 amino acids. Gene Ontology annotation, molecular function: transmembrane transporter activity. Gene Ontology annotation, cellular component: fungal-type vacuole membrane. The transcript is spliced from 4 exons. The record is from RefSeq and is a predicted model, not a curated record. Lineage: Eukaryota; Fungi; Ascomycota; Sordariomycetes; Hypocreales; Clavicipitaceae. Gene Ontology annotation, biological process: transmembrane transport.